AUGGCCAAGAAAGCCAACCGCUACCCUAAGGCCUACUACGGGUAUGUCCAGUCUAGGUCGACUAAACGAGAAGCAGUCGGCUGUAUCAGGCAAAAGGACAACACCCUCGCCACAACAAACUCCCAGAAGGCCAUCGCCUUGUGUGAGCACUUCCAGAGUGUACACGCGAAGGAUGAGGGCAUUCUGCGACCGAUUCACCAGCCAGUAGGAUCCACGCUGAUGGAGCAAAGUGCUGUCCUACCGGGGGAGAUGGAAAAGACCCUGGUGAGUUUAGGUAGGGGAAAAGCGGCGGGACCGGAUGAAAUGCACCCGGCACUGCUUGGGCCUCUAGGGAGUAUCCUGGCUGCCCCGUUAGCCCACCUAUUCAAUUUGUCCAUGGCAACAGCCACAUUGCCGCAGGACUGGAAAGUAGCUAAUGUGGCCCCAAUCCACAAAGGGGGUGAGAGGGAGCUGGCCACUAACUAUAGGCCCGUUAGCUUACUCCCCGUGAUCCUAAAGGUCAUGGGAUGA
Echinostoma caproni is the source of this 510-nucleotide messenger RNA. NCBI's taxonomy places the organism in Eukaryota, Metazoa, Platyhelminthes, Trematoda, Plagiorchiida, Echinostomatidae. The record is from the annotation of a GenBank genome assembly.